AGAAGAAAAUUUAUUCCAAAUAUUGUGCAUAGAAAAAAGUAUAAACAUUUUUUUGAUUGUACUUGUGCAAUAAUGGAAAAUCAAUUGAAUGAAAUUUGUAAAAAAAGUCUACAAGAUUAUAUGAGCUUUAUUAUCAAUGAAUCAACAAGUAGUUUUAAUUUGAAAAUUAUUCUAAAAAAUAAUAAUUUAACAUUGGAUCCACAAAUUGAUUUAUUUAUUAAAACUCAUUGGAAUAUAUUGGAUACAAUUGUUGAUGCUGUUUGUAAAAUAAAUAGACUAGAGACACGAUUGUACACAGAUUGGAUUGAUCCAAUUGAAUUUUUAAAACCAAAUAUUUCUAAAACUACAAUUGCUUUGUAUAAAAAACAAAUAACAGAUUUAUUUGAACAAUCAAAAGUAAUACCAGAAGAAAAAAUGAAUUUACUAAAUGAAUAUUCAAAUUUUUGGAAUGGUGAAGAACUUGAUAAGGUCAAUGAAUUUAUUGCUGAUGAUUCCAAGAGCCUGAAUGAUUAUCAAGCAAUUAUUAGCUAUUAUGAUGAACUUAGUUGUAGUAUUUCUAUUAAAAUUAAUAAAACUACAUUUGUUGGAAUGUUUGAAUUAACAUAUGAUGAUUUUAUUGAUUCAUUGGUAAAUGCUAUUGAUAACUUGAAGAAAUUAUUGAUUGACAGUGUUAUUAAUCGUUAUCAAUUAAAAGCAAAAUAUGUUGAAAAAGAAUAUGAGGCAAUUGCAGAAAAAGCAAUGUCUCAUCCUGUUAAUACAGCUGGUCUCAUGGAACAAAUUGAUUUUAUGAAAAAAAUUGAAGAUAAACAUUUACAAAAUUUAGAAGAUAUUUUAGAUGAAAUUAUUACCAAUAUUAUAUUUUUAUCAGACUAUUGGCUUUUAUCAACAGAUGAAAUAUCAACAAAUAAUAGUGUAUUUACUUGGUAUCAUAGAAUGCCAAAAAUAUUUGAAGAUAAUUUAAAAAUAAUAAAUGAUAAAACUAUUGAAUUUAAGGCAUCAUUAAAAUUACGUUAUCAAAAAUUUGAAGAAGAGCUGGAUUUAUUAUCAAAACAAGUUGAUGAAAUUCAACACUGGGGUGAUAUAGAAGAAGUAUUUAGAUAUCAAAAAAAAAUACAAAAUAUUGAAAAUAAAUUAAUUGGUGCAAUGGAAAAAAUUGAUAAAUUUAAUGAAGAAGAAUUGCUAUUUGGUUGGGAUAUAACUGAAUAUCCAGUACGUAAAGAAAUAGCUGAUCGUUUAAUGUCAUUUAAAAAAUUAUAUGAUUCAACAUGUGAUUAUUUAUUAAAAUAUGAAAAAUGGACAAGUGCUUUAAUUGGUGCAUAUCAUCCUGAUGAUAUUGAAAAUGAUGUUAAUUUAGCAUAUCGUACAAUUUAUAAACUUGAAAAAACACUUGAAUUUGAACCAAAAGAAUUGUCAAUAAUAAUAAAAGAUAAAAUUGAAAAUUUCAAGCAUAAUUUACCAAUAAUAAUGACACUUGGUAAUCCAGGAAUGAAAACAAGACAUUGGAAUGAAGUAUCAAAUAUUAUUGGUAUACCAAUAAAAGUAAAUUCAGAUUUAACACUUGGUAAAAUAAUUGAUAUGAAACUUGAUGAUUAUAUUGAUAAAUUUGAUGUUAUUGCUGAUGCUGCAAUUAAAGAAGGUAAUCUUGAAAAUAAUAUUGAAAAAAUGAAUAAUGAUUGGCAAAAAAUAUCAUUUACUGUUAAUCCAUAUAAAGAUUCUGGUACAUUUGUCAUAGCAUCUAUUGAUGAAAUACAAUUAAUGCUUGAUGAUCAUCUUAUUAAAACAAUGACAAUGAAAAAUUCAUCAUAUAUUAAACCAUUUGAAAAAGAUAUUAUAACAUGGGAAAUUAAAUUAAAUUUAUUACAAGAAAUAUUAGAUUAUUGGCUUAAAGUACAAAGUACAUGGAUGUAUCUUGAGCCAAUUUUUACAUCACCAGAUAUACAACAACAAAUGCCAGAUGAAGGUAGAAAAUUUACAUCUGUUGAUAAAACAUGGAGAGAUACAAUGAGACGUAUUAAAACAAAUUCACUUGUUAUGUCAGUUGUUGAAAUAAAUGUAUUGGAAAAAUUUAAAAAAUGUAUGAUACUAUUGGAACUUAUACAAAAAGGAUUAAAUGAAUAUUUAGAAAAAAAAAGACUUUAUUUUCCAAGAUUUUUUUUCUUAUCAAAUGAUGAAUUAUUAGAAAUAUUAUCUGAAACAAAAGAUCCAACUAGAGUUCAGCCACAUUUAAAAAAAUGUUUUGAAGGUAUUUCAAAGCUUAAAUUUAAUUCUGAUUUAGAAGUUAAACAUAUGAAAUCAACUGAAGAUGAAGAAGUUGAAUUAGUUGAUAUUAUAUCAACAUCACAAGCACGUGGACAAGUUGAAAAAUGGCUAUUAGAACUUGAAAAAAAUAUGAAAAAAAGUAUAAAAUAUAUUAUUAAACAAUCAAUUGAUGCUUAUCCAAUAAAAAAAAGAACAAAUUGGGUUCUUGAAUGGCCUGGACAAUGUGUACUAUGUGUUAGUCAAUUAUAUUGGACACAAAAAAUUGAAGAAUCAAUGGAAAUUGGUAUUAAUGGACUAAAAAAUUAUCUUGAACAAUGUCAACAAGAAUUAAAUGAUAUAAUAUUAAUAAUAAGAGGUAAAUUAUCAAAACAAAAUAGAAUAACACUUGAAGCAUUGGUAACACUUGAUGUACAUGGUAAAGAUACAUUAACACAAUUAUAUAAUGAUAAAGUAUUAAAAAAUAGUGAUUUUAAAUGGCUAUGUCAGUUACGUUAUUAUUGGAAAAAUAAUAAUUUAAUAACAUAUAUGAUUAAUUCAUCACUUGCAUAUGGAUAUGAAUAUUUGGGUAAUUCAUCAAGACUUGUUAUAACACCAUUAACUGAUCGUUGUUAUAGAACAUUAUUUGGUGCAUUAAGUCUUCAUCUUGGUGGUGCACCAGAGGGUCCAGCUGGUACUGGUAAAACAGAAACAACAAAAGAUCUUGCAAAAGCUAUUGCAAAACAAUGUGUUGUAUUUAAUUGUUCAGAUGGUCUUGAUUAUAUUGCAUUAGGUAAAUUUUUUAAAGGUUUAGCAUCAUGUGGUGCAUGGUCAUGUUUUGAUGAAUUUAAUAGAAUUGAUCUUGAGGUAUUAUCUGUUGUUGCACAACAAAUAUUAACAAUACAACGUGGUAUUAAUGCUGGUAUAGAAAAAUUAUUAUUUGAAGGUACAGAAAUAUAUUUAGAUUCAACAUGUGCUGUAUUUAUAACAAUGAAUCCUGGUUAUGCUGGUAGAUCAGAAUUACCAGAUAAUUUAAAAGCAUUAUUUAGAUCAGUUGCAAUGAUGGUACCUGAUUAUGCAUUAAUUGCUGAAAAUACAUUAUAUUCAUUUGGUUUUUAUAAUGGUCGUCCACUUGCUGUUAAAAUUGUAAAUGCAUAUAAGCUGUGCUCAGAACAAUUAUCAAGUCAGUGUCAUUAUGAUUAUGGUAUGAGAGCUGUUAAAUCAGUAUUAACUGCUGCUGGAAAUUUAAAAUUAAAAUAUCCAAAUGAAUCUGAGGAUGUACUAAUAUUACGUAGUAUUAAAGAUGUUAAUUUACCAAAAUUUUUAAGUAUUGAUUUAGAAUUAUUUAAAGGUAUUACAUCAGAUUUAUUUCCUGGUAUUUCAUUACCUGAAUCUGAUUAUACACAUCUUAAUAGUUGUAUUCAAGAAGCUUGUAAUAAAGCAAAUAUACAAUGUACAAAUUUUUUCAUUGAAAAAAUACAACAAAUAUAUGAAAUGAUGAUUGUUAGACAUGGUUUUAUGAUUGUUGGUUUACCAUUUGGUGGUAAAACAACAUCAUAUAAAAUACUUGCUGAUGCAUUAAAUUUACUUGAAAUAAAAGGUUUAAUGAAUGAGCAUAAAGUUGAAAUAACAAUAAUUAAUCCAAAAUCAAUAACAAUGGGUCAAUUAUAUGGACAAUUUGAUGCUGCAUCACAUGAAUGGAGUGAUGGUAUACUUGCUGUUAGUUAUAGAAAAUUUUCAUCAUCAACAAAUAAUAAUAGAAAAUGGCUUAUAUUUGAUGGACCAGUUGAUGCAAUAUGGAUUGAAAAUAUGAAUACAGUAUUGGAUGAUAAUAAAAAAUUAUGUUUAAUGUCUGGUGAAAUAAUACAAUUAGCAAAAACAACAAAUUUAAUAUUUGAACCAAUGGAUUUAGAAGUUGCAUCACCAGCAACUGUAUCAAGAUGUGGUAUGAUUUAUAUGGAACCAAUUGCACUUGGUUGGUUACCAUUAUUAACAUCAUGGAUUAAUAAUUUAUCUAAAAAUAUUACUGGACGUAUUAAAAUACAUUUAAAAAAAUUAUUUUUAAGAUUUUGUCCAGCAUUAUUACAUCUUAUACGUCGUUGUGGUGCUAAAGAAAUGUUAUAUAUGCCUGAUGCAAAUUUAAUAAGAUCAGUUAUGUAUUUACUUGAUUGUUUUUUAAAUGAUUUUAAUGAUGAUACAUAUAUUGCAACAAUAAGUGAUCUUGAAACACGUGCACAAAUUGAAGGAUCAUUUUUUUUCUCUUGUAUAUGGGGUUUAGGUGGUACAUUAAUGGUUAAUUAUCGUGAAUGGUUUAGUGAUUUAUUUCGUGGUUUAGUAGAACCAGAAUUAUCAAAUGAAAUUAAGUUGAGAUUUAAUUUACCAUCAAAUAUAAAAAAUCCUGAUCCACAAUAUGUUGAACCAAUACCAUUAAUUGGAUUAGUUUAUGAUUAUAAAUUUACAAAAGAAAAAAAAGGUAUAUGGACACCUUGGAUUGAUGAUCUUCGAGAUGUACCACCAAUACCAAAAGACAUACCGGUUAAUCAAAUAAUUGUAAAUACAAUUGAAACAGUUAGAUAUUUUUAUUUAUUUAAAAAUCUUAUUAAUAAUAAUAAACCAGUGUUACUUGUUGGACCAACUGGUACUGGAAAAUCUGUAUAUAUUAUUGAAUAUUUAUUAAAAUAUAAUGAUAAAUUAUUUAAACCGUUAUUCAUAACAUUUUCUGCACAAACAAGUGCAAAUCAAACACAAGAUAUUAUUAUGAGUAAAAUGGAUAAAAGAAAAAAAGGAGUUUAUGGAGCACCAAUUGGUAAACGUUGGAUAAUAUUUAUUGAUGAUGUAUCAAUGCCAUCACCAGAAGAAUAUGGUGCUCAGCCACCAAUUGAAUUACUCAGACAAUGGCUUGAUCAUGGUAUUUGGUAUGAUAGAAAAGAACUUGCUCCAUUUAAACUUAAAGAUAUUCAGUUUAUAUGUGCAAUGGGACCACCAUCAAGUGGUAAAGAUGUUACACCAAGAUUUAAACGUCAUUUUUUUACUCUCAGUAUAUCAGAAUUUAAUGAUGAUGUUAUGAUAACAAUAUUUUCGAAAAUUAUAUCAUGGCAUUUUGAAUCACGUGGUUUUACAAAUGAUUUUAAUAUUUGUAUUGAUCAAAUUGUUCUUGCAACAUUAAAUAUAUACAAAGAAAGUUUAAAACAUCUUUUACCAACUCCUGCAAAGUCACAUUAUUUAUUUAAUUUACGUGAUUUUUCACGAGUCAUUCAAGGAAUUUUAUUAUCAAGACCAGAUACUAUUAAAAAUUUGAUGGGAAUGAAACGUUUGUGGGUACAUGAAGUUUUGAGAGUUUAUGGAGAUCGAUUAGUUGAUGAUGUUGAUGUAAAUUGGCUUGUUGAACAAAUUCGAUUAGCGUUAAUCAAUGAAAUGGAAGAAGAUAUGAAUGUUUUAUUUAAUGAUUUUGCUGAUCAUCCAAAUGAAAAAAUAACAGAGCAACAUUUACGUAAUUUAAUUUACUGUGAUUUUGAGUAUUUAUUGGAUGGUCAAAAAAAAUAUAUGGAAGUUGAUGAUAUUGAUGGUCUUGCAGAGACAGCAAAUGAAUAUCUUGCUGAGUAUAAUUCAAUAUCUAAAAAACCAAUGAAUCUAGUACUUUUCAGAUUUGCUGUUGAACAUUUGUCAAAAAUAUGUAGAAUAUUAAUGCAACCACGUAGCCACGCCCUACUUGUAGGUGUUGGUGGUUCAGGUAGACAAUCAUUGACAAGAUUAGCAUCUCAUAUAUCUGAUUAUGAUAUAUUUCAAGUUGAAAUAUCACGACAAUAUACUAAACAUGAAUGGCAUGAAGAUUUAAAAAUAAUAUUACGUAAAACAGCAUCAAGUGAGCUACAUACAACAUUUUUAUUUACUGAUACACAAAUAAAAGAAGAAACAUUUUUAGAAGAUAUUAGUAAUUUAAUGAAUGCUGGUGAAGUACCAAAUUUAUUUACAAAUGAUGAAAAAAUUGAUAUUUGUGAAAAAAUACGACAAAUUGAUAAACAAAGAGAUAAAAAAAUACAAACAGAUGGUAGUCCAAUUGCAUUAUUUAAUUUUUUUAUACAAAUUGUUAGAGAACAAUUACAUAUUGUUGUUGCAAUGUCACCAAUUGGUGAUGCUUUUCGUACAAGAAUAAGAAAAUUUCCUGCACUUGUUAAUUGUUGUACAAUUGAUUGGUUACAACCAUGGCCAGAUGAUGCACUUCUUGCUGUUGCUACAAAAUUUUUAGGUGAAAUUGAAUUAUCAAUUGAUGAAAAAAAUGCAUGUAUUGAAAUGUGUCAAUAUUUUCAUACAUCAACACAAGAUUUAUCACGUGAAUUUUAUUUACGUGCACGAAGACAUAAUUAUGUUACACCAACAUCUUAUUUGGAGCUUAUUAGUACUUUUAAAGAUUUAUUGAGUAAAAAACGUAGUGAGGUACUUGAAGGAAAAAAAAGAUAUGAAAUUGGAUUAAGUAAAUUAGAUUCAACUCAUAAACAAGUUGAAAAAAUGCAAAUAAUUCUUGUUGCACUUCAGCCAAAGCUCAUUGAUGCAGCAAAAGAUGUUGAAAAAAUACUUGAAAAUGUUGAAAAAGAAAGUAAAGAAGUUGCUGAUAUUGAGAGAGUUGUUAAAGCUGAUGAAGAAGCAGCAAUGACAGUAGCAGCUGCUGCUGAAGAAAUUCGAAUGGAAUGUAAUGCUGACUUGGAGCUUGUAUUGCCAAUUCUUAAUGCUGCAAAUUCAGCUUUAAAUACAUUAACACCACAAGAUAUACAAAUUGUUAAAACUAUGAAAAGUCCACCUGCUAUUAUUAAAAUUGUUGUUGAAGCAAUUUGUAUAUUGAAAGAUGUAAAACCAGAAAGAGUUCAAGCUGAAGGUGGUAAAAUUGUUGAUGAUUAUUGGAAACCUUCACUUCGUAUACUUGGUGAUAUGAAAUUUCUUGAUUCACUUUUACAAUAUGACAAAGAUAAUAUACCAGAAAGAAUUAUGACUAAAAUACGUACAACAAUAUUAACAAAUCCAAAUUUUGAUCCUGAUAAAAUAAGAAAUGCAUCAACUGCAUGUGAAGGUUUAUGCAGAUGGGUCAUUGCACUUGAUGAAUAUGAUAAAGUUGCAAAAGUUGUAGGACCAAAAAAAAUUCGUCUUGCAAAAGCUGAAGAAGAAUAUAAUCAAGCAUUAACAGCACUUGAAAUAAAAAGAUCACAAUUACAUGAAGUACAAAAAAAAUUACAAUUACUUAUGGAUAUAUUAAAUCAAAGAAAAGCUGAUUAUCAAGCAAUGAUUGAUGAAGUACAAGAUUGUGAAGAAAAAUUAAAACGUGCUGAAGAACUUAUUGGUGGUCUUGGUGGUGAAUAUAAUAGAUGGUCAGAAACAGCUAAAACACUUGGUGAACUUUAUCAUAAAUUAACUGGAAAUAUAUUAAUUGGAUCAGGUGUUGUUGCAUAUCUUGGUGUUUUUACAAUGUCAUAUAGAACAAUACAAAUUGAUAAUUGGAUUGAAUUAUGCACAAAUUUAAAUAUCUAUUGUAGUAAAGAUUUUCAAUUGACUCAAGUACUUGGUGAUUCUGUAUUGAUAAGAUCAUGGAAUAUUUAUGGUUUACCAAGUGAUUUAUUUUCCAUUGAUAAUGGUAUUAUUGUUGUUAAAUCAAGAAGAUGGCCAUUAAUGAUUGAUCCACAAGGACAAGCAAAUAAAUGGAUUAAAAAUAUGGAAAAAAAUAAUGCUUUAAAUGUUAUACGUUUAAAUCAAAAUAAUUAUAUAACAAUACUUGAAAAUUCAAUAAGAUUUGGACAACCUGUAUUACUUGAAAAUAUUGAUGAAGAUAUUGAUGCUGUACUUGAGCCAUUAUUACUUAAACAAUUAUUUAAAAUAUCUGGUACAAUUUGUAUUAAAAUUGGUGAUUCAGUUGUUGAAUAUAAUCAUAAAUUUAAAUUUUAUAUUACAACAAAACUUUGUAAUCCUCAUUAUUUACCGGAAAUUGCUGUUAAAGUAACAUUAUUAAAUUUUGUUAUAACACCAGUUGGUUUGGAGGAUCAAUUAUUGGGAAUUGUUGUUGCUAAAGAAAGACCAGAUUUAGAAAAUGAAAAAAAUCAACUUAUUAUUCAAGGAGCUGCUAAUAAAAAAAUGCUUAAAGAAAUUGAAGAUAAAAUUCUUAAAGUUUUAUCUGGUUCUGAAGAAAAUAUUCUUGAGGAUCAAACAGCUAUUGGAAUUUUAAGUUCAUCAAAAAUAUUGGCUAAUGAAAUUGAAGCUAAACAAACUGUAGCUGAAAUUACUGAAAAAUCAAUUGAUUUAGCUAGGCUACAGUAUACAUCAAUUGCCAUUCAUAGUACAAUAUUAUUUUUUACAAUUGAUGUUUUGGCAAAUAUUGAUCCAAUGUAUCAGUAUUCUCUUUCAUGGUUUGUUAAUCUUUUUAAAUCGACAAUUGAUAAUACUCCACCAGUUGAAAAUAUUAGUAAACGAUUAGAAGAUCUUACUAAAGCAUUUACAUACUCAUUGUAUGUUAAUAUUUGUCGUUCAUUAUUUGAAAAAGAUAAAUUAUUAUUUUCUCUUAUUCUUGCAAUUAAUUUGCUAAAUAAAAAAGGUGAUAUAUCAAUGGAACAAUGGAUGUUUUUUCUUACUGGUGGUGUUGGUCUUGAUAAUCCUGAUAAAAAUCCAACUGAUUGGUUAUCAACAAAUUCAUGGAAUGAAUUAUGUAGACUUAAUAAUAUUACUGGUUUUUCAUUUAUUAAAAAAAGUUUUAUUGACUCGGUUGAUGAAUGGAAAUUGAUAUUUGAUGAUAAAGAACCACAGCUUAAAAAUUUUCCAAAGCCAUAUGAUCAAUUAAAUUUAUUUGAAAAAAUGCUUAUUAUUCGUUGUAUAAGAUCUGAUAAAGUUGUGCCAGCAGUACAACUUUUUGUUGAAGAUCAACUUGGCAAAGAAUAUGUUGAAUCACCACCAUUUGAUUUAGAAUCAUCUUUUGCUGAUUCAUUUUCUUGUGUUCCUUUGAUAUUUGUAUUAACACCAGGAGCUGAUCCAGCAGCAAUAUUAUUAAAAUUUGCUGAUGACAAUGGUUUUAUAUCAAGAUUAUUUUCACUUUCAUUGGGACAAGGUCAAGGUCCCAUUGCUGUUGGUUUAAUCGAUGAGGGUAUUAAAAAUGGUUCUUGGAUUGUACUACAAAAUUGUCAUCUUGCCAAAAGUUGGAUGCCGACCCUGGAAAAAAUUUGUGAAGAUUUUACACCUGAAAAAGUUCAUCCAGAUUUUCGUCUUUGGUUAACGAGUUAUCCAGCUGAACAUUUUCCAGUAAGUGUUCUUCAAAAUGGUGUUAAAAUGACAAAUGAACCACCAAAAGGUCUUCGAUCAAAUAUUACAAGAUCUUUUCUUCAGGAUCCAAUAUGUGAACCAAAUUUUUUCGAAAAAUCAAAACAAAAAAAUGCUUUUAAAAGAAUGCUAUUUUCAUUAUGUUUUUUUCAUGCUAUUGUUCAAGAACGAAGAAAAUUUGGUCCAAUUGGAUGGAAUAAUCCUUAUGAAUUUAACGAAACUGAUUUACGUAUAUCGGUAUUACAAUUGAAAGUUUUUUUAGAACAAUAUGAUGAUGUACAAUACGAAGCACUAAAAUAUCUUACAGGUGAAUGUAAUUAUGGUGGUAGAGUAACAGACGAAUGGGAUCGUCGUACAUUGAAUACAAUACUUGAAGUUUUUUAUUGUAUUGAAACUGUUGAAAAUAAAGAUUAUUAUUUUGACUCAUCUUGUCAAUAUUAUGUACCAAGAGUUUCUGAUCAUUCUGAGUUUCUUGAGUACGUGAAAAAUUUACCAAUGAUUACUGGACCAAGUGUAUUUGGAAUGAAUGAAAAUGCAGAUAUUAUUAAAGAUCAACAAGAAACUGAUCUUAUGAUAUCAUCAAUUUUAUUAACACAGGAUCUUGAGCUUCCUAAGAAUUUUUGGAAAAAGGAUACAACUGGUGAUGUUAAAAGCGGUGAUAAAACACCAGAUGAAAUUGUAUUUAGUGUUGCUGAGGAUAUAUUAUCAAAACUACCAGAUGAUUAUGAUUUAAUAAUUGCAUUAGAAAAAUAUCCAACAUCUUAUAAUCAAAGUAUGAAUACUGUUCUUGUUCAAGAAAUGGGUCGUUUCAAUAAGCUUCUACAAACUAUUAGAAAUAGUCUUAUGGGUGUUGAAAAAGCUAUCAAAGGUCUGACAGUAAUGAAUUCUGAGCUUGAAGAGGUUUUUACAUCGAUUAUAACUGGAAAAAUACCAAAUCCAUGGAAAAAAAAUUCUUAUCCAUCUCUUAAACCUUUGGGUAGUUAUAUUCAAGACUUUAUACAUCGUUUGAAAUUUUUACAAGACUGGUUUGAAAAUGGACCACCAAAUUCAUUUUGGUUAUCUGGAUUUUUUUUUACUCAAGCAUUUCUAACUGGUGCAAGACAAAAUUAUGCAAGAAAAUAUUCAAUACCAAUUGAUUUAUUAAUUUAUGAUUUUUUACCAUUAAAAGAAAAAAAAUUCAAUACACCACCAGAAGAUGGUAUUUAUAUUUAUGGAUUAUUUUUGGAUGGUGCUAGAUUUAACAUGGAAAUAAUGAAACUUGAUGAAUCAUUACCAAAAGUUUUAUUUGACACUGUUCCUCAUCUUUGGCUUUUACCAAUGAAAAAAGAAGAAGUACCAAAAAGAUUAACAUAUACAUGUCCAGUUUAUAAAACAUCUGAACGAAGAGGUGUAUUAUCAACAACUGGUCAUUCAACAAAUUUUGUUAUAGCAAUGUGGCUACCAACUGAUAAAUCAUCUCAACAUUGGAUAAUGCGAGGUGUUGCAAUGCUAUGUCAAUUGUCUCAAUGAAAUAGUAAAUAAAUAUAAAAUAAACAAGAUAAACUAUUUGAGCAAUUGAUAGCAAUACUAAUAUCAUCAUUUUUGGUGAUUGAAAUUAUUGACAUAAAUGUCAAUUCAAGUGAUCAAACUCCAGUUAAAAUUUAUAUCAUCAAUAUAAAACAACAAUUGAUUGUCUUAAAAUAUGAAUUCAUCAUAUUUCUUAUCAAUAAUAAAAUAGUACAGCCAAUUGAUAUAUACAAUUGUAUGUAUAUUUUGUUAUUUUGAUAAAAAGAUAAUAGUAUCAGCAGUUGUAAUAGUAUCAAUUGUAAAAUAUCCAGGGUUCAUGGAUUGUUGGUGAAUUUAAUGUGUGUUGUGGGGGGUAUAAAAUGAGAGAGGAAGAGAGAGAAGAGUAAGAGAGGGUUUAUGAAAAGGGAAAAGUAAAAAAAAAAAAAAAAAGUGUAGAGGGUUGAUGCUCUCUCUGGGCUGGUGGCGGCACCCUGUCUACUCGGACCGCGUUCUUCGAAUUGCCAGAGGCUCGUUGCCUAGCAACUUCUCAUCGUGUAUUGAUCUCCCUCGUUUCUCUCAUCUCUUUUAUUUUAUCUCACUUUACUCUCUCUCUCUCUCUCGUCAUCACAUACACUGAGUGUUACUACUGGCAUCAUCCCCUAAAUGCUUUUUGCCGUUCUGUGUAUAUAUUUGCAUCGUCAAUUUCCACUUUCGUCUUCGAGGCUUGUUACUCCUCUUUUUUUUUCUAUUUUCCCUUUGUGGACACAAUUUUAAAUGUAUUUUUUUUUUUUUUUUACCCAUUUUGCUAUGAACAUAUUACAGUUCCGCAAGUUAAAUCCCCGGAACCUGAGGGCGUGGUUCAAAUUUAAAUUUUAUUAU
Molecule: messenger RNA, 11886 nt
Organism: Aphidius gifuensis
Lineage: Eukaryota; Metazoa; Arthropoda; Insecta; Hymenoptera; Braconidae
Product: dynein axonemal heavy chain 7-like
Exons: 23
Coding region: 73-11031 (3652 amino acids)
Biological process (GO): microtubule-based movement
Cellular component (GO): dynein complex
Molecular function (GO): dynein intermediate chain binding; dynein light intermediate chain binding; ATP hydrolysis activity
Source: RefSeq, a predicted model, not a curated record